Messenger RNA from Chrysoperla carnea, 1206 nucleotides. RefSeq names its product protein phosphatase 1 regulatory subunit 14C. NCBI's taxonomy places the organism in Eukaryota, Metazoa, Arthropoda, Insecta, Neuroptera, Chrysopidae. The record is from RefSeq and is a predicted model, not a curated record. Bases 343 to 972 code for a protein of 209 amino acids. Gene Ontology annotation, molecular function: protein serine/threonine phosphatase inhibitor activity. Gene Ontology annotation, cellular component: cytoplasm. Gene Ontology annotation, biological process: regulation of phosphorylation. The transcript has 6 exons.
CAAGAAGACGAACAACAAGAAGUGAAUAAGCAAGUUACCUGUCCGUGUCUUAAUAAUAUAAUAUUAUACACUACUUAAGUAUCAUCGUGCGAUCGAACUUACAAACUGUAAACAUACUUACAUACUUACUUUAUUUAUUAAAAAGGUGUUUGUUUGUUACGUUGCGUUUUUUUGUUUGUUACAAGCGAAAAAACAGGAAUUAAAAAUUCAAAAACAAGUCUUAUAUCGAGGAAUUUGUGUUAAACGAACGUGUUCUAAUUUUGUGAAUUCGAAACUUUUUUUUUUAUAAAAGUGCAUUUUUUUCUUAAUUGAAGUGAUUAUUUAAUUGAAAUCGAAAAAAAAAUGGCAUCAAAAUUACGACCAUUAUUAUAUUAUACGGAUAGUGCUGGAAAUUCUCCAACAGUGUGUUUACCACCACCAUAUUCGAAGAAUUGUGUUCCAAACACUUCAUCAACUCCAACGAGCGUGAAAAAAUCCUGCUCUAACGCCUUUGGAAGAAUUUUUCAUAAAAACCACGUGGUACCACCACCGUCAAUGGAGUGCGGUGUUGCAGCAACAUAUCCAGCCACAUCUAAUGGAGGCACACCAAAUGGUAUUAUGGCAUCAGAAGUACGUAGCGAGCGAAGUCCAGCCAAAACGGGAUUACAUGUUAACUUCAUUGAAAAAGGUGAAGUUAAGGAACGCCGAGAGAAAUUCCUUACAGCAAAAUAUGGUAGUCAUCAAAUGAGUUUAAUUCGAAAGCGAUUAGCUGUUGAAAUGUGGUUAUACGAUGAAUUACAAAAAUUAUAUGAAAGUCCAGUAGAAGAUCCAAAAAGUCGAGAAGUAGAUGUAGAUAUCGAUGAGUUAUUAGAUAUGGAUAAUGACGACCAACGCCGAAGGCAUUUACAGGAUUUACUGAUCGAUGCCAAAAAAUCAUCAAACGAUGUAAAAAGAUUUAUAAAUGAUCUCCUAGCAAAAGCAAAAACACUCUAAAUUAAGCAAAAAAAAUGUGAAUGUGCCAGUGAAAACAAAUUACAAAUUCCAAGGAAUGCUAGUUGGAUGAUGCUUAAUGUCGCCGACCCGCUUCACAAACGGGGCUUGCUGUUUUGUGCAAGAAGACUUAUUUACAUUUUUUUGUUGUGUUUAUAAUAAAAAUAAAAACCUAAUCCGACUAUUAUAUUAGUUAUACAUACAAUUAAUUAAAAAUACUUUUAUUAUUUCAAAAAU